Oncorhynchus masou masou (cherry salmon) is the source of this 4638-nucleotide messenger RNA. RefSeq lists its product as uncharacterized. The record is from RefSeq and is a predicted model, not a curated record. The transcript has a single exon. The coding region runs from base 6 to 4634 and encodes 1542 amino acids. NCBI's taxonomy places the organism in Eukaryota, Metazoa, Chordata, Actinopteri, Salmoniformes, Salmonidae.
CACAAAUGGAAGCAGUUGAGAAAACUCUCACUUACCGAGACGACACCGGACCUUAUAGAAAGCUGCUCCCUGGAAAUGAAGACCAAAACCAGUGCAACACUAAGGCAAAAAGUGACGAAUCCAAUUAUGUUGAUUUGGAUGAUUUACUUGAUAUGAAUUCAGAGUGCACAAAAACUGUUAAAGUGACUUUCACCGGUGACGGUAACCAGCUUGCAGUUUUCAAAUGCAACAGUGAUACGUCCGGAGAGAGGAGCCCCGGGGUUCGCGAGAUUGAUGACAAUGUGGAUCAAAUCUAUGAGGAAACAUCGAAGGACAGGUGGGCAGAUAGGCCUGUCUCGGAAGAUCCCCCCAUGGACACUUAUUUGACAGAAUUUAACAGCAAUGUGGACUUGGGGAAUAACAAUACGACAGAACCCCAGAGCGAAAUUGUGCCUCGUGAUUAUAAUGUCCCUAGCGAGUGUGAAGAGUUACAAUACACAGACAUGUAUUUGAACAGUAAAACCGAAUCGGACGACGGUGAGAGGGUAGUAUUGUCAGACCAUUGUGCGCCUGAUACGGUGAUAGACGAAUCUCACUACAUUACAACGCACGAAAUCCAACUGACAGAACUUGACCAUGAUGUCGAUUAUGAUUUUGGACAGGGAAACUGUUGGGAUAUUGAGGACGAUAAUCUGGUUUAUUCAUUUGUGGAUUAUGCCUCUUUUGAAAGCGAUGAAACAAUUGAGGAAACUUUGAUAGGCCUAGUGGAUGGUAGGAGCCAGGCGAAAGUAAAAAGCAGCAAGGCGCAAUGUAAUGUGCACCAACGUGUUUCUGGUUGUGCAGUUGUCAGCACUGAGAGUGAGUUUUGUGACUCUGACAAAUGCCCCAGCUCAGAUGAAAGCAUUUGUAAAAAACAAAACAGUAGUGGGAAUUCGGCGGGGCAAAUUCACCUGUCAAUCAAGACGUCAUCAAGAGCAAUAAACGACUCUAACAAUAUCAUUGAGAAUGAAAACAUUUGUUAUAAUUCCAAGCACAUGGGAAACAGGAGUCACUUCUUUUUUACAAGCACUGACGCCAGAGCGGAAGCCUUGUGCGAUAGAUCCCAAUAUUUUAUCCCAGCCCCGGGACGUCAACACUUUGCAACUAAAUUAAGAGGGAAAGAUGUUAACGAAUAUUCCAGCGGUGCGUCAAGUUCGAUUAGUGAACUGGACGACGCUGAUAAAGAAGUGCGUAAUUUAACCGCCAAAUCAUUUAGGAGUUUAGCAUGUCCCUAUUUCGAUGCUAUAAAUUUGAGCACUUCAAGUGAGUCUUCAAUGUCAGAAAAUGGGCUUGGCUUAAACAAGUGGUCAGCUUUCGUUGACCUUAAAUAUGGUAAUAUGUCACAUGGCAGAGAGCAAAAUCUAAUCGCCCAUAAGAGUGCAACUGCAACUUUUGAAAUGAGCAAGAACGCAGACUAUAAGAGUAUACAUGGUAUUGCCAUAAGCAAUAAGAAAGUACCCCAAACCAAGAUGUUUUCUUUGAAUACAAAAAUAUCUAGUCCACAACAUGCAUCUUCCUCUACCCAAAACGUAGAGCUUACAGGCCCAUUUGAACCAGGCAGUGAGGUUAUCACUUUGACAAAGACAUUGAAUUUUCGCUGUAAUGUUGAAGCGGGGUCACCUGAACCCGGGAAGUCUCCCAAAUAUUCAGAAAAUGUGUUAGGAGCACGUUCCAUGGAUGAAGUUACCGGCACCUUGCCAGCCAAGCCAGGAUAUGAAGUGAGCUACCAACACAGUGACGCGGGUGAUAGCAUGGAAGGCACACAUAAGAAUGCAAGUUUCGCAUCAAGUCUCUUAAAAAAUGUAAUUUCCAAAAAAAUGCAAUUUGAACAGGAGCGUAAGAUGGAGAGGGGGGUGAUACGGGACACGCAUCCCACGCACUCCCCAUGCUUUCAAUGCAAGGAUCAAGAUGGGAUAAGGGAGAGGGAUACAGAGAGAGGCGUGCAUAGUCAAACCUCAAAAUCGGGUUCGGGAUGUACAAGCAAUUCUUCGGAUGAACACGGGGCUGUGGACAGUAGACCUAAAUCUUGUGACCCCAAGGAAGAGCGUACAAGAACAUUAGCAAGCUUUCAGCCCAUAAAGGAGGCACGACUAGAUUCUCAAAGGGAUGCAUGCGAGCCCACAAGAGGAUCCCUGAGCCAUAGCCAAAACAGCGCAUUCAAAUCAUGGAGGGAUGGUGAGCCAGAGCCCCAAGAUGAACAUGAAAUUCGUACCGUUUUAGAUGGGACACACUCCACAACAGAUAACACGGGGGAAAUGGAGUUAGACACCAGGUCUGUAAGUAGCAAGCUAACUAAAUCGUCACACUUGUUUGUUCCAAGUUCCCAGCGUCUCCCUAAAGAUACGGAAUUGAAAGAACAGGUGUCAGACAGUACUUUCCUCGGUGCACAAAAAGAGCAACAGGGGGACCGAGAGAGAAAGUUUAGACCUGACAACAAUACAGGAAUCGUGAAAGGAUCAAAGGCACCCGAGAUAAAAAUACGCCUGAGGAGCGUAAAAGAAAACAAAUGCAAUCCGCUAAAUAUUGACAACUUGUUAACCCCUAAUAUAAGUUAUCCAAUAAAGUCAGCAGGUGACUCCAAAUGUCAGGUGCUGCCAGCGUCAGACAGAGUGCCACACUUUACGGUUAGGGAUAUAAGAGACAAUAAGUGCAAGUUUCAGACGCCAAUUCAUCAGGUAAGAGACGUACGUAAAUUGGUCAAGAGUUCAUAUCGUUUAGUCUCAGUGGAUAACAGCGAGAUUAAAGGUGCAGUCGCCUCUGCAACUGCCUCAUUACGCGAAGAUAAUAAAGCUUCUAAGAAACUACCCGGUAAAAAAUCGCCUCCCUCUUCAAUUGUAAUAAAAUGUCAGUCUGUAAAUACAAAUAGCAGUACUAAACAAGGUGUGCUUGGAACCGAGGCUCCAAAGCAGAGACAAAUUGAGAACGAUAGGUCAUCCCCCAAACCAUCUCCAGACUGUGCCAAAAAUGAACCCACGUCGCUGCACAGGGCGACGGGCAGACCUCCAAUUGGCUUCGCUAAGCACCCCAACACAGAUCAGUCCGAGGCUAAACAGAAGCAGGAAAAAAUGGUCGAGGCAGGUGAACGCAAACCGGAGUCGAAAAUACCAAAACAGGUGGCGUUAGAGAAACUAAAGGCGGCAGUUAAAACAAUGGAACAGCUUUAUGUUUUUGACAGAAAUGAAUGGAAGCGCAAGAGCCAGGCUCCCUGGCCUAUUACAGACAGUCAUGUUCUGUCACUCAUUGCUAAAGAGGAGCAUGGUGGCCCGGAGGAGCUAGGUUCAGCAGGUGACAGAGAGAGGCUUAUUACAGAGACAAACACAGACAGGCUGCCAGAAACAUGCAACAUUCAAGAAGAGAAAGGUUGUCUAAGAAUAAUCCAUGUCCCAUUCACAAAGAACACAUUUAAAACCCAGUCACAACAAAGUAAAAUGUUUAGUAACAAAAGUGUGUUUCAUUUGGGGAACAGCAUUAAGACAGCUGUCAGUAGCAGCAGCUUUGCUAGUAGGAAUGGGCCACAACCCUGUUCUCCAUCACAUGCAACCUCUAUGGUGAAAAGCAUUAGCACUAAGACCCCAAAUGCUCCUCUCUCAUUGAAAAUAUGCCCCCCAAAACGAGCGCUGGUGGACAGGGGAAGGUUCAAAAGCAGCCCCACCACAGAGACAACACCACAGCCCAUCAAAUCUGGCAACCCAGACUCUGAAAACUACUUAACAAUACCUGUAGAAGGCCGGUGUGUCGGUCAAGUGAAACUGCCCAUUCAUGAGCAGGUAUUCCCAAGCAGCCCUGCUGCCAAUCAACCUGGCAUCACCGACACCAAGAGAUCUGAGAAUAAUUCUAUCCAGUCUCUCAAACGGUCCCCUGUUGUCAUGGAGACGCGGCCCCUGGAUACCCCCACCAUCCCCACUACCGCCACCAUCUACCACCACUCUCUACCAGUGGUCAAGCAAGGAGCCCCCCAGCCGCAGGUGUUCUGCUUCUCCCCGUCCAUUGCCCCCUUGCCCACAACCCCUUCGGGGGGAGACCCCUUCCAGCCUACCCAGAGGAAGAUGCUCUUUGAUCCCACCACCGGACAGUACUAUCUGGUGGACACUCCGAGUGAGCCAGUCACCCGGCGUCUCUUCGACCCUGAGACGGGCCAGUAUGUGGACGUGCCCAUGCCUAUGCCACAGCUGCAGCCAGUGACCCCCAUGUCCGUGUCCCCCCUGGCGCUGAACACGGGAGGGGUGUACUCACCCAACUACAUGAUCUACCCGGGGUUCCUCUCACCCAUGCUUCCUGCACAGACGGUGAUGACACCCCAGGUCGCAUCCUACGUGGCAUCCCAAUUGGAGGACGAGAGCGGGAAUACUGCUCACAGGAAAUACACCCUGGUGCGUGGGGGGGGGCAGGAGGGUAACAUGACGGGGGCAGAGAGCCCCUACUACAGUGCUACUGGAGGGUCAGUGCCAGCAUCAGUGCCCGUCACCUUGGGCCACCACGUCACCACCCGGGGGAGUGCGGCCUUGUCAGAAGGGAAACCACCGGUCAUCAGCAUCACGUCUCAGCAACGCCCGAGAAUCAUUGCACCAGCCUCCUUCGAUGGGACAACCAUGAGCUUUGUGGUGGAGCAUCGGUAACCAC